Mycotypha africana is the source of this 3810-nucleotide messenger RNA. RefSeq lists its product as uncharacterized. The transcript is spliced from 7 exons. The record is from RefSeq and is a predicted model, not a curated record. Gene Ontology annotation, cellular component: cytoplasm. Gene Ontology annotation, molecular function: phosphoric diester hydrolase activity; protein binding. The coding region runs from base 272 to 3598 and encodes 1108 amino acids. Gene Ontology annotation, biological process: lipid metabolic process. Lineage: Eukaryota; Fungi; Mucoromycota; Mucoromycetes; Mucorales; Mycotyphaceae.
UAUCUCUGGCCAACAGAUUGUCCCUCGUGUCCAAGGAAUGAUGAGCGCUUCACCAUCUUUCUCAACUAAAUUAUCAAUAUCGUAAAGUCUAUUGCUUCUCUAGUGUGAAACACAUAUCACAUCUUCGUAGACAAAAAAAAAACAGAAGAAGAGAAAAUAGAAAAUAAAGAAAAGACGCUGUUCAACCGAUCAAAAAGCUCCACAACAACUUUUUAACUCAGGAACCGCAGGAAUAAAAAUAUCGAGGUUUUUAAAGUAGCACAGCUCACUAAUGAAGUUUGGCAAGCAAAUACAAAGCCAACAGUUUACUGAAUGGAGUUCUUUUUAUCUGGAUUAUAAAGGAUUAAAAAAGUUUAUCAGCUCACUACUUAAAACACCUGAAGAUAGUCUGAAGGCUUUAGGCUUACCAGCUAUUGGUUUAGAUGGCGAUCGUGCAAAACUACUUCAAUCACAAAAGGCAGCUUUUUUCUUCAAAUUAGAGCGUGAGCUCGAGAAAAUCAAUUCAUUCUAUUUACAAAAAGAAAAUGAGCUCAAAGUUCGAUUAAGGACACUCAUUGAUAAGAAGAAAGUACUUCAGUCGGACCUCAGAAGAUUAAAACAUGCCUCUACCUUGUUCAAGUCUAUCCAAGAAGCUUUUGUUCAAUUCGAACACGAAUUAACAAAAAUUCAGAAAUACGUAGAGCUUAAUAACGAAGGUUUCAGAAAAAUAUUGAAAAAGUGGGACAAACGAUCCAAAUCAUGCACAAAAGAAUUAUACUUGUCGCGUCAAAUCGAUAUUCAGCCAUGCUUCAACACUCAAGUAUUAUGUGAAUUAGCCGAUCUCGCUUCAGCCAACCGAAUCGAGUUAUCAAAUAUACUAGAAGGAAUACCUGUGAGCCCACCGCCCAAUAAUAAAGACGCUGAUAACAUGGAAACAAACUUUGUUGCAACGGGGGACGAGAUUGACGAUAUAGAAUUAGAACUCGUGAAAGCAGUUUCCGGCAGUCAAACGACCGUCGUCAAAGAUAUUUUGGGCAGGAUAACGGCCAAUCCGUCAGCCGAAGAUCAUGGCAGGUUAACCCGUGUUUUCUGGAAUGCAUGCUCAGAAGCUUCAUCAGAGAUAACUCAGCUUCUCAUCAAUACGGGAUUGGUCAAUUUCAAGUACGUCGAUGAUAUUAUUGAGCGUACUUGUUUGCAUGUAGCAGCCAUGAACGGACGUCUCGAUAUACUGGAGAUUUGUACAAAACAUGGAGCCUCUGUCGAAUCUACAGAUGCUUAUGGUAGAACAGCUCUGCAUUAUGCAACAAUGAACGGAUUCAGCGACUGUGUUUCAUUUCUUUUAAAACACAACAGUGAUAUUGAAUGCAGAGAUCAUGAUGGUUUUAGUCCUCUCAUUUACUCUAUUAUGAAUGGACAUACACAAUGUGUUGAAAUUCUGAUUCGAGCAAAUGCUAAUAUUGAACCCCGUCAUGAAGGUGAUCAUAUUCCUUUAUCACUCGCCUGCCAUUUCGGUCAUACAGAUAUUGCUCUUAUGCUUUACCAUCAUGGUGCCAAAAAUUUGCCUAACGCCGAAUCGCUCUAUCCACUUCAUCUAGCAGCUCGUCAGGGGCAUGCAGAGUUAUGUCGUGUGCUUGCUCAAAAUAAACAGGAACUUGAAAAACCUGAUAAAUAUAACACCUGGACACCACUCUUCUGGGCAGCUAACGAUGGCCAUGUUGAUUGCGUUCGCGAACUUAUCGAUGCAGGCUGUAAAAUUAAUGUGAAAGACGAGAAUAACAAGACAGCACUCUAUUACGCUGCUUGGGAAGGGCAUAUGGAUUGUGUACAGCUCCUGCUCGAUGCUGGUUGUGAAGUAGAAUCUGUUGAUCAGCUCAUACCUCCAACAGUAUCGCAAUCAGCCUCUCAUACUCCGACUGAAUCCGAUGGCAAUACAGCAGAUGAUCAUGAUCCAGUGAUGGAUUUGGACGGUUUAGAUAUGAUACCCUCAUUAUCAUUGCCUCCACCUAUCAUUCCUUUCCGCAUCUAUGGUCAUAGUUAUCUUGACCGCAAAUAUCAGAUUCAAAUCAGUCUCAAGCAACCUCCCAUUCGCCUAUAUGAUAAUGCUCAAAUCUCUUCGCUACGUCUGAUCAUAUCUUCAAAACCAGAUACUGGGAUGAUUCCGCACAGUGUCAUCCUCCCACUGGUAGAUGAUCGAGAUGUGUUCAAUUUCCAGGUUGAUCGACUAGAUAACUUUUUGCUAGAGUUUGAUAUAUUGGCCACGUUUGGUUCUAAAGUGCUGGGUCGUGCUGUAGCAUUACCUCAGCUGUUCUCAGUUGACUUUAAAGUAGGCGAGAAGCAUUGCACUAUACCACUUCUAGACGGACAUCUUAAGGUGAUUGGUGAGUUAUCUUACGACUAUUCAGUUAUUAGUCCUUUCCAAGGUGUUCAAUUGGAAAUUGGUGGCCGAAUUGAAACUUACUGGAAGUCAACCAAUACUGUCUUACCUCAGCCCUCUGCUUCCUCUGCAAAUGCUUCAGCUACAGCUGAAGGUCCAGAACAACAGCAAUUGCCUCCCCGGUUGACGUCAACGACGAUAACUCAAAAUAUUAUCAAAGAGAACUCUCCCACUAUCGUCAAUAAUAAUCCAUCGUCAUUAUCAUCAACGGCAUCUUCUUUUAUUACAGCCUCCUCAUUAUCGGGUGACUAUGUGCAGGUGGUUGUUCAGCUCACGAGAGAUCUCAUACCAGUGGUAUACGCUAAUUGGAUGAUUCCGUACAGAGGCUUGGAUCUGACAGUAUCUGAUGUGACUUUAGAACAGUUCCUUAACAUUGGCAAGUAUCUGCUAAAGGAAGAGGCACUGAAUCCUGAUGAGAUAGCAAAUGGUGUAUGCCCUGUGACAGGAAACAGUCUAAUUAUUCAAAAAUUGGGAGAUUGUAAAGCCUUCGUAUCCCUAGAGCAAGUAUUAGAGAUGUUACCUCCAUCUAUGGGUCUUCAUUUAGAACUUAAAUACCCCUUAUCGAGCGAUCUCACUUUACAUUCGUUUACAAAUAUCACCGACAGGAACACAUUCGUUGAUACUGUUUUACAAUGCAUUUAUGAUCAUGUACGAUCGCUCCCAGCUAAUACUACCAGCCGCAGUUUAUUCUUCUCUUCGUAUAAUCCGGCUAUUUGUAUGGUAGUCAGUUGGAAACAGCCUAAUUAUGCUGUAUUUUUCGGUACAUAUUGCGGGGCCAAUAUGCAUCGAGGUACUAAACGACGAAAAACAUUCAAAGACGAUUCGAUACGUACCACGAGCACUAAGCUGCAGCAACAAGGAGAAGAUGUAGAAACAGAAGAAGAGAAAGCGAUAAGCCAUGAUCAUAUCUAUAAAAAUGAUGAUAUCCGCUGCUCUUCCCUAAAAGAAGCUGUUAAAUUUGCCAAACAAAACAAUUUAUUAGGCAUGAUAUGUGGUGCACAUACAUUGGUUCAAGUGCCGUCCUUGAUUAAAACAGCUAAGGAAAGCGGUCUCAUUCUAGUAACGGCCGGUGAUGUAAAUUCGGAUAUUCGAUAUCGACAGUUGCAAGAACGAUAUGGUGUAGAUGCUAUGGUAGUGAAUCAAGUAGUUCAUUUCAAUACCUCAAUGGCUGGUGCAGGCUUUUGAUAUGUCCUUGUACCACUGUCAAGAUUACAUAUACAUAAAAAUAACGUAUUGACUGAGGGCGAUAGUGCCUCCAUGUUUUAGAGAAAGAGAUACUUUAUCCUUUCCGAAAACGACACCUUUUCUAUAGUUUUAUCCUUUAUUUCAUUUGAUAUCCUGCUCUGUAUCCAUUAUUUGUCUUUAGAAUAAUAAUAUCAUGUUGUAUUACUCCCCCA